Molecule: messenger RNA, 1579 nt
Organism: Doryrhamphus excisus (bluestripe pipefish)
Lineage: Eukaryota; Metazoa; Chordata; Actinopteri; Syngnathiformes; Syngnathidae
Gene: gtf2h2
Product: general transcription factor IIH, polypeptide 2
Biological process (GO): regulation of transcription by RNA polymerase II; nucleotide-excision repair; DNA-templated transcription
Cellular component (GO): transcription factor TFIIH core complex; transcription factor TFIIH holo complex
Molecular function (GO): zinc ion binding
Source: RefSeq, a predicted model, not a curated record
GGGGAAUUGGAGGGGCGGCCACUUUUUUUUACGAGUUGAUGUUUCUACGGUCGUAUAAAGUGAGGCACCGUUGCUUUUAUGGAAUGAAAAAGGAGAAAUAUACCGGCUACAUUCUGCAGGAUUCUAGAGUGUUGUAAAGAUUCGUCGCAGCCAUCAUGGAAGACGAGCCAGAGAGAGCAAAACGUUGGGAAGGGGGCUAUGAGAGGACAUGGGAAGUUUUAAAGGAGGAUGAAUCGGGAUCACUGAAAGCCUCAGUGGAAGAGAUCCUGUUCCAGUCCAAAAGGGAAAGAUUAAUAAAAAGCUGUGGCCAAGUGAGACUUGGAAUGAUGCGUCACCUUUUUGUAGUGAUUGACUGCUCCAGAAGUAUGGAGGAUCAGGACUUAAAACCCAACCGUCUCACUGCGACUGUGAAGCUGAUGGAAGCUUUUAUCGAUGAGUACUUUGACCAGAACCCCAUCAGCCAAGUGGGAAUCAUCAUCACAAAGAAUAAACGAGCUGAGAAGCUCACUGACCUAGCAGGAAAUCCAAAGAAGCACAUUGCUGCUCUGAAGAAAGCGGUGGACACCGUGUGUCUCGGAGAGCCAUCGCUGUACAAUUCCCUCAACUUGGCUUUGCAAACACUCAAACACAUGCCUGGACACACAAGCCGGGAGAUUCUCAUCAUCCUGAGCAGCCUCACCACAUGUGACCCGGCCAAUAUCUAUGAGAUGAUUCAGACCCUGAAGUCAUUGAAGGUACGGGUGUCUGUCAUUGGCCUGUCAGCAGAGGUUCGGGUGUGUACCAUGUUGACGAGGGAGACGGGUGGGUCGUACCAUGUCAUCCUGGAUGAGAGCCAUUUCAAAGAGCUGCUGCUGAUGUUGCACGUGAAGCCUCCGCCGGCCAGCUCCUCAUCGGAAUGCUCUCUAAUACGUAUGGGGUUUCCUCAGCAUACUUGUAGCUCUCUGACUGACCAGGAUGCCAAACCUUCUUUCAGCAUGGCUCUAUUAGAUGGCAGCAAUGAUCCAGGUCUCUCUCUCGGAGGAUACUUUUGUCCGCAGUGCCAUUCCAAGUACAUGGAGCUUCCAGUGGAAUGUAAAGUCUGUGGUUUGACGCUGGUGUCGGCGCCUCACCUGGCCAGAGCUUUUCAUCAUCUUUUCCCUCUUGGUGCCUUCAUUGAAAGCCCGCUAGAAAAACUCCAGGAAAGCAGGUUCUGCUCGUCCUGUCAGGGAGAAUUGAAAGAUAAAAGUAUGUUCACCUGCCCGUCCUGUCACAGCAUAUUCUGCGUGGAGUGCAAUGACUUCAUUCAUGACUCGCUACACUGCUGCCCCUGCUGUGUUCACGGCCAAAACACCGCUUAAACACGCUCCUUCUUGUAACUGUAUUAUUUACUACUUUUUUAAUUGUUUUCCUUAAUAAAACGUGCGAUAUUUCUCGUUUAAGAGAAAAGCUGUAUCAUGGCAACAGGGCAGCCAGAAGCCAAUCAGUGAGCUAUGGUAUCAUUUAUAAUAAAAAAAAAAAGUUAGUAACUCUGCUUCUUAACACCAGAACCAAAAACCAGCACUACAUGAGGUAUUUGUAUAGCAUUGACUUAAAAUAAAAG